Microdochium trichocladiopsis is the source of this 576-nucleotide messenger RNA. RefSeq names its product HHE domain protein. The transcript is spliced from 2 exons. NCBI's taxonomy places the organism in Eukaryota, Fungi, Ascomycota, Sordariomycetes, Xylariales, Microdochiaceae. The record is from RefSeq and is a predicted model, not a curated record. The coding region runs from base 1 to 576 and encodes 191 amino acids.
AUGACGCUCAUCAGCGACGCCAUCAAGGACGACCACAACGACCUGCGCGAGGCCCACAAGCGCAUCCUCAGCGCCAACACGCACGACGAAAAGGUGCGCUGGCGCAACCAGUUCACCUGGGAGCUCGCGCGGCACUCGAUCGGCGAGGAGCUCGUCGUGUACCCGGCGAUGGAGUCGCACCUGGACGACGGCAAGGCCAGGGCUGACCACGACCGGAGCGAGCACCAGACGGUCAAGGAAGAGCUCGUCAAGUUCCAGGACCUCGACCCCAAGGACCCGGCCUUCAAGACGACCCUCGACUCCCUCUGGGCCAACCUGGACAAGCACAUGGCCGAGGAGGAGGCCGACGACCUGCCCGCGCUCGAGAGGGCGCUGCCCGACUACGACGCGUCCGACAGGCUGGUCCGCCCCUUCGGCCGCACCAAAAAGUUCAUCCCCACGCGCUCGCACCCCAACGCGCCCGACAAGCCCCCCUUUGAGACCGUCGCGGGCCUCCUCGCCGCCCCGAUCGACCACAUCAGGGACCUGUUUAGGAAGUUCCCCGACGAGACCAAGACGGGCGAGAUGCCCCCUUGA